Maudiozyma barnettii is the source of this 1731-nucleotide messenger RNA. RefSeq names its product SNG1 family protein. The transcript has a single exon. Lineage: Eukaryota; Fungi; Ascomycota; Saccharomycetes; Saccharomycetales; Saccharomycetaceae. Bases 1 to 1731 code for a protein of 576 amino acids. Gene Ontology annotation, cellular component: membrane. The record is from RefSeq and is a predicted model, not a curated record.
AUGAACGAUAUAGAGAAGCAAUCUACUAAAGGUAAUAAUAUCGAUAACAAUAGUUUAUUAUUACAAGAUGAAGCUGGGAUAUUAGGUGAAAUGGUGAAUUUAUCAAAUCAUUUGAACCAAACACCCGAUGAAGAUGCAGAAAAAAUAUAUCAGAGACGACAUUCUGUGAUGUAUAACGUUCCUAUAGAGAGAACAGAAGAUGAUAUAGAUGAUGAUAAUGAUGAUAAUGAUAUUGGGAGUGCAAACAUACAACCUAGUAUUAAUUCUAGUGAAGCAGAUUCGGUUCAGAAUUAUACAGGACAUCAUUCAGAUAGGCAAUCUACAAUUGAUAAAGUUGAAAGUAAUUCUAGUGAAGAUGAUACUUUACAAAAGAUUCAAACUAGAUAUUUUUCACCUAGAUUACAAAAUCAAAGAAAGAAAGUUUUUUUACAUUUUCUUUUAACUAUUUUGAUCUUUGCUGUGUUCAUGUUUACUGUCUUUACUCUAUUUUGGGGUUCAAAUGCUUAUACUGUUAAAUAUUUCCCACGUAUUAAGAUUUUGGCUGUAUUACAGGAUGAUAUAUUGACAUCUGAAAUGCAAGAUUUAAACGUUAUACCUUUAACUGCAAUUAUAAAUCAAAUGAUUCCAUUGAUGCCAGGGAAAUGGAGUGUUUAUAACACAAGUGAUUCAUUCAUUAAUAAAUACCACUUAUCAAAUUAUACUGAUAAAUCAGUGGCGAUCAAUGAGAAAGUAACAGAACGUAUAUAUCACGAAUAUUUUUGGCUUUCUUUGAAUGUUAAACCAAAUGCUACAUUACAACUUUUUAAUUCAAUUGUUAACAAUACAGCUACUCCAUUUAAUGCCUCGUCGGUGUUUGAAGUCAUGUAUGAAAGUGGGCGUGAUCCAUCAAAUUUGAAAACAGCAAUAUUACCAAUUAUGGAAGGUUUAGAUACUGCUUUUGAAGAAUAUUAUACUUAUAAUUAUUUACCAAGUUUAAUAACUAACAUUACUCAGACAUAUCCAAAUAUUACCUUCAACCCAUUAAGUCUUUCAGCUAUGGGUAAUCCAGGUUUCAAUUAUAUCGACUACAGACCAUUUUAUCGUCGUGGGUUAAUUACACCUGCGCAAAUUGGUAUCAUCUACGGUUUAAUCAUUACAGUUUUCCAAUUUUUGGUCUAUACUCCAUUGCAUAUGGAAAUGGCGAAAUAUUUGAAUGCUAAAAAUUAUAUUAUUUAUAGAAUCCUAAUCUCUUUCAUUACGUUUUUCUUCACAUCAUUGUUUUAUUGUACUGUGUCUGCAAUGUUUGGUUUUGAUUUUACAAAGGCCUUUGGCCGUGGUGGGUUCAUGGUAUAUUGGAUGUCCUCGUGGUUAUACAUGUUAGCCUGUGGUGGUGCCAAUGAAAAUGUUGUCAGCUUGAUUUUCUUAUGGAAACCUCAAUUCUUAGGGUUCUGGAUUUUAUCCUUUGUCAUCUUAAAUCUAGGCCCAUCAUUUUUCCCAAUGGCUCUAGAUAACGUGGUGUAUCGUUAUGGUUAUAUGAUGCCGAUUCACAACGCUGUAGGGAUCUUUAGAGUCAUUUUUAUGGAUACUUCAAAGAGACAUAUGGGUAGAAACUAUGGUGUUCUAGUUGCAUGGAUUGUAAUCAACACUAUUCUACAACCAUUCGUUAUUACAUUUGUUGGUAGAGUCAAUAGAAAGAGACAACAGGCUGCUGCUGCUGCAUCCACACCAGCUGAAUCUCAGAACAAAAAAUAG